Messenger RNA from Strongylus vulgaris, 242 nucleotides. NCBI's taxonomy places the organism in Eukaryota, Metazoa, Nematoda, Chromadorea, Rhabditida, Strongylidae. The record is from the annotation of a GenBank genome assembly.
AUGACAGAGGUAGAAAAGGCACAAAAAGCCGUUCGCGAAGAUGACACAAUUUUUGGCAAAAUCAUUAGGAAGGAAAUACCUGCAAAAAUAAUAUUUGAAGAUGAUGAGGUGCUGGCCUUCCAUGACGUCACUCCGCAAGCUCCGACACAUUUCCUCGUUAUACCCAAGAAAAGAGUGGCCAUGUUGCAGGAAGCUGAAGAUAGCGUAAGAGUUUUUAAUAAAGAUGGUAGCACUAAGUAACU